UAGAUAAAUGUUCGUCGUUUGAAAUUAUUUUUCGUGAAACCUUUGGACCUCAAAUUCAUGCUUUGCAGAAGUCCCAAAUCAUCGUGCCGGAAAUGUGGUGCCCUAGCACUCUGUCGUUGCGGUGCUUUUCAUUUCUAAAACCAUACCCGUCGUCGUACCGAAACUCCAAUUAUCGUAAAACGACCACCGCCACCAUUCCCAUCGCCGGCUGUUGUCUAAAUUCUCUGAUGGAAACUGCCAAAACGACCACAGAUGAAUUCAACGUCGGUAUCUUCUCCUAUGUCUCUCAACUUCCUGGCUUUCACGCCAUUCUCAAGCAAAGGUAUUCGGAUUUUAUAGUGAACGAAGUUGAUAAGGAUGGAAUUGUAGUUCAUUUGACCUCUCUGGAAGUUCCUCCACAGAUUGUGGAGGCCAUACAGGAGGGAGAGAAGGAGAUAUUGAAUCAAAUUGGGAAAAGUUACACCGUUGAAAUCGAAUUGUUCAGGUCACUUGCAGGUGAUUCUGAUGCGGAGCGCUUAGAAGCCUUUAUUACUCAAGUUGCUACUCAAAGUGAAGAUAACAGUUACAUUUAUCCUAUCAUUCUUUCCCCGAAUUCUGAUAAAGCCCAUCGGACGGCAAUCCAUAAUUUCUUCAAGGAGAAGUUCAAGUUCCUUGUUACUGAUACAGUUGAUGGACCUGAUGCUUCACGGAAAUGCAUUCGUGUGAGAUUGAAGUCUGGAGUACAUAGCAAUAGAGUAAGAAAUUUCAAGAAACUUAAGGACAGAGGUGAUCAGCCCUUUGAUAGCCGAGGUUCAAAUAAUUGGCCACAGCACCUUGGCAAGUUUCUUAGGUUUCACCUUUACAAGGAGAAUAAAGAUACACACGAAGCCAUAGGAUUAAUAGGAAAGAUGCUUGGCAUUCAGCCACGAUCUUUUGGGUUUGCGGGUACAAAGGAUAAGCGCUCUGUAUCGACACAAAGGGUUACUGUUUUCAAGCAGCAUGCUAGUAGACUAGCAGCUCUUAAUGACAGAUUGAUUGGUAUCAGAGUAGGUAACUUCUGCCAUGUCACUGAAAAACUUCUCCUUGGGCAGCUCUUAGGUAAUCGAUUCACCAUCACAUUACAAGGAGUUGUUGCAGAUUCUGAAGAUACCAUCAAAAUGUCUGCAGAUUCAUUAGGAAAACGUGGGUUCAUCAAUUACUUUGGUUUACAACGUUUUGGUAUUGGUUACAUGCCAACACAUCUCAUUGGUGCUGCAUUACUUCGAGGAGAGUGGAAAAGUGCUGUAAGCAUGAUCCUUGAUCCAAGAGAAGGGGAAAGAGAUGUGGUAAGGAAGGCCCGGGAAUAUUACAAGGAAAGUGGUGAUAUUGAAGGGACCCUAAGGCAACUACCUCGCAAUCUGAUUGCUGAAAGGGCCAUACUUCAGUGUAUGAAGAAAUGCCCUGGCAACUACCUGCAGGCCCUGAAAGCAAUACCUACAACUUUAAGAAUGAUGUAUGUACACAGUUAUCAAAGCUAUUUAUGGAACCAUGCAGCAAGUGUGAGAGUACAAAAAUACGGAACCGACGAAGUUGUGGUGGGGGAUUUGGUGUAUUUCAAAGGAGAUGAUACUGAAAGAGAGACAUUAGGAGUUAAUUCUGAAUGUGAAGAUGAUAGCUGUGAUGACAUGUAUGAUUGCAGUAAUUCAGAUCCAACUUCUGGAACACAUCAUCCUGAAAGGAAGAAUACUCAUGUUAAGGCAGCAACUGCAGAAGACAUCUCUCUGGGGAAUUAUACCAUUGAUGAUGUCAUCCUUCCAUUGCCAGGAUCUAGGGUGUCUUAUCCAACAAAUGACAUUGCCAAAGUUUAUCAUGAUUUGGCAAAGAAGGAUUCUAUAAACUUGGCUGAGAGUGUGCAUAGUAUCAAGGAAUUUUCAAUAACCAGCAUAACUGGAAGAUAUCGACGUGUUUUCCAGAAGCCAAUGGCCUUGGAAUGGCAUGCCUCACUUUUCUCAUCAUAUGGCUUUGUUGAUCUAGAUAUUUGGACCAAUUCUUGUUAUUUCUCUUUGUACAGGGAAUUACUCUUGUAUACCGAUGGAAGUAUACCAUUGGCGGAAAUGGAUUUGGAAAAAAUUGCUAAGGAUAAGUCUAAGCAUUUAUUCAAAGAAGAGAAAAGAGCCAAUGGAAACGAGGACAAAAACCCAUCUGAUUGCAUGAGACAACCAAUGAGCUUUCAAAAUGAUAUACAUCCAUCAACAGAUCACAAUGAGACUGAGGAUGAGAGAGGAUUAGGGAAGUCUCAAUCUAAUUCUUUUUGUGACUCUACUUCUCAGGGAGCUCAAAUGGCUCUCAAGUUAAGCUUCACUCUUCCAGCCUCAUCUUAUGCCACAAUGGCCAUACGAGAGCUGCUGAAGACAUCAACAUCUUGCUUGAGUCCCACCCAGGGUGAAUGCCAGUGUGUCAAUGUGGGUACUUGGUCAAAAUGGCAGAUAUAUGGAUCGCGCAAUUUCUAGAUUUUCGAUGUUGCACUCCACAAAAUAUAAACCAGUAAAACCAUAUAGUUGUGGUGUCCAGAACUAAAAUUAUGCUCUUUUGAGAUUGAAAACUAAUUGCAAGAGCAAACAAGGUUUGGUCUUUUUUUUUUUGGUAUAUUAAGAAUUUCAGCUUGUAGAUAAAAUUUUAAUUUAUUCAGAAAUAUUAAAUAUUUUUCCCCUGCAUUUCUUCUUAUUAGUCAGAUCCAUUUGACUGACUUGUCACAUGUACGCAUUCUUGUCUUCUUAAUACUGGGCAUAAGUUUCUAAUGCAUAUGAACUGUACCUUUUUUAUACAAUC
Messenger RNA from Manihot esculenta (cassava), 2787 nucleotides. Its product is annotated as multisubstrate pseudouridine synthase 7. Gene Ontology annotation, molecular function: RNA binding; pseudouridine synthase activity. Gene Ontology annotation, cellular component: nucleus. Lineage: Eukaryota; Viridiplantae; Streptophyta; Magnoliopsida; Malpighiales; Euphorbiaceae. Gene Ontology annotation, biological process: pseudouridine synthesis. The record is from RefSeq and is a predicted model, not a curated record. Bases 93 to 2468 code for a protein of 791 amino acids. The transcript is spliced from 19 exons.